AUGGGCCCCUAUAUACCGCCUCCUCAUGCUGCUGCCAGGCCCCAAAUCGGCCAUGGGCCCCCGUACCGCCUCCUCACGCUGCUGCUGAGCCCACAGUGUGACCUGGGUCCCUGUACGGCCUCCCAUUGCUUCCACUCUGCCAUGUGCCACUUUGAAAUCUCCUCACACUCCUGCGGUUGUCCAUUUUUUGUCAUAGGUUGCUGGCAGAUUACAGGCCUCCCAUAGGUGCCACCAGGCCCCAAAUCGGCCAUGGGCCCCCGUACCGCCUGGUCAUGCUGCUGCUGCCAGAGCCCACAGUGGACCUGGGUCCCUGUGCUGUCUCCAUUGCUCCCCACACUCUGCCAUGUGCCACUUUGAGGUCUCCUCACACUGCUGGUGUGUUCAAAUUUUUUGACA
Staurois parvus is the source of this 396-nucleotide messenger RNA. The record is from the annotation of a GenBank genome assembly. NCBI's taxonomy places the organism in Eukaryota, Metazoa, Chordata, Amphibia, Anura, Ranidae.